GCCAACAUCAAUGACCGAAGCAUGCUGGGAAAGCGAGACAGUGAAGUGGCAGUCAUUGUGCAGGACACCGAGACGGUCCCUUCGGUGAUGGAUGGAGAAGAGUACCAGGCAGGCCGGUUUGCCCGCGGACUUCGGCUACAGUGCUUUAGGGUUGUCCUUGGAUAUCUUUCUGACUCAAUUGAGGACAUUCAGGAUCCAGUGAGUGACAAAUUCUUCAAGGAGGUAUGGGUUUCAACGGCAGCUCGAAAUGCUACAAUUUAUGACAAGGUGUUCCGGUGCCUUCCCAAUGAUGAAGUGCACACUUUAAUUCAGCUGAGAGACUUUAUAACCAAGCCCAUAUUGGCAAAGGAAGAUCCCAUUAGAGCUGAGGAGGAACUGAAAAAGAUCCGUGGGUUCUUGGUGCAAUUCCCCUUUAAUUUCUUGUCUGGAGAAUACCUACUGCCUUCUGUUGGAACCAAAGAAGCCAUGGUGCCCAUGGAGGUUUGGACUUAAGAGUUAUCAGCUCAGAGACUUCCACCCCAAAGAGCGCACUGCGCACAGUGGCUUUCUGAAGCCUAACAGCCAAGAACAGCCUGAUGCACUCUUGUGUCCAACCCAUGGAUGCUUUGGGUUGGUUGGGAAGGGCUGAUGUAAUGACACUGAACGUCAUCAAGACUUUACAUUCCUCCUGCCUAUCCUUGUGAGAAAGGGACUGCAUUCUUAUUGGUAGCAUAUACUCAACAACUUGAACACAUACGCAAAUUCCAUGAUGUACACCAAAGUGCAUUUCCCUUACCAACCACAAUUUACCUGUAACUGUGAUCUAGGUUGCCAAAAGUCAUCUGAACUUCCUUAUUCUUCUCUGACUUUCAUCUAUGCAGCUAAUGUCUGCUGGACCUGCCCUCAUAGUCCAUACAGCACUGGUUGAGAUCUUGUUUAUUGUUAGAAGGUAUCAUGCUGCUGCUUCAAGGUUCUUCAAGGUUACGUGCAAUGCCCUUGCCCAUCUGGUCAUGAAGUGGUAGUAUUCCCCAAGCAAGGAUGCGGUCAUUAUUCCUUUUCAGCGACUGACAGGAUAGUAAAGACUCUACACAGCAGCCCAUGUUAGGCAGUUCUGAUAACAUUGACACUCGAUAAUACAUAUCCUGACACCACAGAGCAACAGGAAGGAAUUAAAUUCAGUUAUUGAGACAGAGAUUUCACUUUGCCUCUAAAGGCACUGACAAGAUGUGUCCUUCUGAUGAGGCCUGCCUGAUGAAGUUUGAAAACAUGUGUAGGAUAUUUGAUUACACAGCAACCGAUAAAACUCAAAGUCAGAGCAUGCAGCCUUCAGAAAUUUCCAGGUGUCAGUGGGGAUCUGAUCCAGAUAAGAAAAUAAGAUUCCUUAGAGUCCUGCAAAAUUUCCUGUCAUCCUUAGCUGCUGGAUUGAUUGAAAUUUGAGGCUUUUCUAUUUCAAAAUCAAACCAGUGAAUGCAAUUUGUCUUUCAAGAGAAUCAGAGGUUUUAUAACUCAUACCAAGUUAAUAAGUAGGAGCCCAGCCUUAUUUGACACUCAGCUCUCCAGCAGUGUUAUCUUCUUAAAGAAAAAUUGAUUGCAAAAGAUGUGCUAUUUCACUUGCAUUAUUAAAUAUACAUUAACAUUCCACCAGGGCUUCCAAAGAGGUUAGGAUAUUCAUUAAUUCAUACUGUUCUAGUCUGUGAAUUGUUCUCGAAACCUUUUUUUUUUCCUUUUUGGACAUUAGAGUGCCUUUUGGUACACCGUAGCUCUAAUUUUACUAAGCAGAACUAUUUUUAUAGCCAAAGAGCUAAUGUUGGCUCCCAAAAGGCCUGUGUCCAUAAAACAUGGGGUAGGUGCAAUGCUUUCAUGUCUGUGGAUUACCUGGACAGAAUCUCAUUUGGGUUCUUCAAAGAAGCAAGGACCCAACCCCUGUUUUUGUUGAGCUCAUAGUCCAGUGGGAAAGGUUAAUUAGGGGCACAAGGUCAGUGAUCUUAGGAGAGGAUUUCACAGCUAGAAAACUUUUUACAAAUGAAGUGGGACUGGGAUUGUGUAAUCAACAAUGGAAAUGAGUAGGCUUUAUGAAUAAAUAACUUUUUUAUUAGAUAGCUAAUCAUGGUAACAGAACUUCAUUCUUUAGCAGUUGUAAAUAAGACAUUUGUUAUUUAUGAAGUUUAGAUUGGCAUUUCAAGUGUUGAGUGUAUGUGGAAUACCUAAGGAUUUCUUAUAUUUCAUUUUUAAACAUUUUUAAAAAUCAUAAAACAGUCAUCAAACUGGCUCUUGACUUUGUGCAAGAGUCUCCUUUAAAACCAUGAAAAAAAGAGCCUAAAAAGAUCCUUUCCCUUUAAAAAAUUACUUAAUUCUACCUCCCCUCAUUUUACAGAGUGGUUGACCUUAGAGAUCGUGAACCUGGAACUCAUGUAAUGUCUAGAGUUCAUUAUUGGCCUCUCCUCUCACUUUAUCAUAGAUGUCAGUACACAGAUUUCAGAAAGGAUCUUUCAAAGAAAUUUUGAAACCCUGUGAUAUUAUGUAUUUAGGUGUUUUGUCUGUCUCCCCCUACUAGAAUGUAAGCCCCCUGGGGCAGGGACUUUCCUGUGUUUUGUUCAAUGUACCCCAGAGCCUAGAACAGUGCCUGGUACAUACAAGGUGCUCAAUAAAUGCUUGUUGGGUGAAUAAAUGAGGUGGAGGAGAGUGCUAAUGAAAUGAAAAACUUACAUUAACUCAGACAAGAAAUCUUCCUGCUGGUUUCCGUGGCAAGUUUUUUUUUUCUUUCCUACUGCAUCUUCUCAAAGGCAAGACGCUCAUCUGCAAAGAUGAGAGGCUACAAGAUUUACUUGGAUGGAUUUUAUGGAAAAUUUGGUGCAAUAAUUGCCUGUUUUAUAAUAGCAGUUUACAUAGUUCAGCAUUCUGCAAAAAUUGCAUAGGAUGUGGACAUGAGAUGAACUGUGUGGCCUAAUUACCCUUCAUCCUCUGACACCAUUACUACCUAUUCUAUCUUUAACAAUUGCAAUGUCUGAUACAAACUUAAAAAUGCAAAUGAUCCAAAGCCUUGAAAAACUAUUAUGAAUCAGUUCAACGUUUCCAACUGACUGUAAUCUUUUGGAACACCUAUAAUGUUGUACCUGUCACUCUGAUAAUCUCUGGAAUAAUUUUUGUUUCCAAGAAGGAAAAUUCUAUGAUUAUAAGAAAUGAAGGGUAACAAAAAGUUAUUAAAGCUAUUCAGAUUGGCCGAGCUCAGUGGUUGGAGGGCAUAGCAGGUCUGGUACAGGCAUUGCUCUGUAUCAAGUGUCCACUUGGUGACUCACCUUGCAGUGGGAUGUGCUGAAUUCUCCGCUGUAAUGCAUCAUUGAAAGGACUACAGAGCUGGUCCUUAGGUAACUCAGUGGCUUAUUGUAAAACAAAACAUUGGUUUUAUUACCACCUUUAGAAGAAAAUUUGCCUAUAGAUUGCCAAAAAUUAGCAGUUAAUUUCUUAUGUACUAACUUGAGAAAUUGUAAUUCAUUAUCAAUGAACAGAUGAAACAGCAGGCCCAGAAAUCUUUGUAGAUGGAAGACUACAGGUUGAACAGGUUUUGUACAUCAUGAAGGACUGGGCUUCUUUCUGCAUCUCCUCACUCCUUGUUCCUUCAACCUCCGUCCACAAUCAGACCACCUCCUUAGUAUGUAAAUAGUUUUAGAGGACGAGAAAAGGUCUUUUGGAAAAAACAGAAUUAGGCCUCUACAGUAAAUCUUCAGGUUAGCUUUUAAGUGACUGACAAAAUGUCAUUUUUUAACGAGGUAAUCAUUCUUUUCAGCAUACCACCUCGAGGUGAGUGGCUGAAUAAGAUUGGCAUUUGAGCAUAUUCACGUGCCUAUCCCCUGUGUAGCAAGGAUGCAGAGGACCCUCUGAGACUUCUCUUCCCUCUUGGAUAAAGUGAGCAAAUGCUAAAGGAUGUUAAGUAUGCUUUGGAAUACAUUUUUACUUCCUUGGAAGAUCCUCUGAGACCAAUCCUUACUGGCAGUUUAGAGGUUUAAAAUAGGUCUUACCAGGCAUAGGCCUUGAGAAAUUCUGAAUCUGGCAAUUCACUGGAAAAGGCAUUUGUCAGCCUCUAUCCAAACAAUUGCAGGUGAAGAAUCAAUGGAUUUGCAUUAUUGAGGGGGAAGGGCUGGUACCACAAUAUGAUUCCUAAUGGCAUUUAGUUCACAUGUGAGAUAUUUCUGGCUUUGACUUGAGAGUGAAGGAUUCAUUAAAGGGACCAAAAUUUU
Molecule: messenger RNA, 4214 nt
Organism: Myotis lucifugus (little brown bat)
Lineage: Eukaryota; Metazoa; Chordata; Mammalia; Chiroptera; Vespertilionidae
Product: phospholipase D1-like
Exons: 3
Coding region: 22-492 (156 amino acids)
Biological process (GO): regulation of microvillus assembly; cell motility
Source: RefSeq, a predicted model, not a curated record